CCUUCCUCCUCCCCCACCCCCUUCAGCCCAGAACCAAACCAAACUGAAACCCGGACCCCGAUCCGCCUCCCCCGCCCCGCCCGUCCCUCCCCGCGAGCUCUCGACCAUGGGCAUUUCUGUUUUCACCUUAUAAAGAUGGCGGUGCGGGAUCACUGCAACCUUUAGACUAAUGACUGUCCGAAACAUCGCCUCCAUCUGUAAUAUGGAUGCCAGCUUGCCCAUGGAGUAAGGCAGUCAUUCUCAACCUACUAGAUGCUGUUCACCUCCAGCAUUAGGAACUUCUUCUGGGUGUGCAACUCUAUUUGUUUACUCUCCAGUUCCUAUCAGGAUUCAUUCAGCCUUCCUAGGGUGUCUAGGAUACUGCUGGGAACCAUUGCACCAAUUCUUUUAAUAUCUUUUAUUUAUUAAUCGCCUUAUUUUGAAGCUCUAUGGAACUGGUAAAACAGGCUUCUAGAUGGAAUCUGAGGAGGCUUGAAUGAGAGUAGCCAAAUUAAAAGUGAAACUUCAUUUGGAAGCCCCUGAGGGCACCAAUGCCUCUGCUCUGGAAAAAGACAUUGGUCCAGAGCAGUUUCCAAUCAAUGAACACUACUUUGGAUUGGUCAAUUUUGGGAACACAUGCUACUGUAACUCCGUGCUGCAAGCAUUGUACUUCUGUCGGCCAUUUCGAGAAAAUGUAUUGGCAUACAAGGCCCAGCAAAAAAAGAAGGAAAAUCUGUUGACUUGCCUGGCAGACCUUUUUCACAGCAUUGCUACUCAGAAGAAAAAAGUUGGCGUGAUUCCACCAAAGAAGUUCAUUUCAAGGUUAAGAAAGGAGAAUGAUCUCUUUGACAACUACAUGCAGCAGGAUGCCCAUGAGUUUUUAAAUUAUUUGCUAAACACUAUUGCAGACAUCCUGCAGGAGGAGAAAAAGCAGGAAAAACAAAAUGGGAAGUUAAAAAAUGGUAACAUGAAUGAACCUGUGGAGAACAAUAAACCAGAACUCACCUGGGUACAUGAAAUCUUUCAGGGAACGCUGACCAAUGAAACUCGAUGCUUGAACUGUGAAACUGUUAGUAGCAAAGAUGAAGAUUUUCUUGACCUUUCUGUUGAUGUGGAACAGAACACAUCAAUCACACACUGUCUAAGAGACUUCAGUAACACUGAGACACUGUGUAGUGAACAGAAAUACUACUGUGAAACUUGCUGCAGUAAACAGGAGGCCCAGAAAAGGAUGAGAGUAAAAAAGCUUCCAAUGAUCCUGGCAUUACAUCUUAAGAGGUUCAAAUAUAUGGAACAACUCCACAGAUAUACCAAGCUCUCGUACCGUGUGGUCUUCCCACUGGAGCUACGUCUGUUCAAUACAUCCAGUGAUGCUGUGAAUCUGGACCGCAUGUAUGACUUGGUGGCUGUAGUAGUCCACUGUGGCAGUGGACCUAAUCGCGGGCAUUAUAUUACUAUCGUGAAGAGUCAUGGCUUCUGGCUCUUAUUUGAUGAUGACAUUGUAGAGAAAAUAGAUGCUCAAGCUAUUGAAGAAUUCUAUGGGCUGACAUCAGAUAUAUCAAAAAAUUCUGAGUCUGGAUAUAUUUUAUUCUAUCAAUCAAGAGAAUGACUUGAAGAACUGUAGAACUGCUUUAAGUGGGAAAAUGGAAUCGAGCCCACUAUGACCUGGCUUCUCCGCAGAUCAAUCACCUUCCUUCUUAAUGGCCCACCAGUGACAUACCCUGAGCCUAAAUAGUCUAACCAUGUUAGGCUGUUGUCCCCUUCCUCCUCCUUCCCCUGCCCCCUGCCCCUGCCAUUUUGAUAUGCAGCACUUUUGGUUUUAUUUCAGUCAGAGGUAGAAUUAAAUGUUAUCCAAUUGUAGUAAGAUUUACAUGAAUAACAUUUACAGAUUUUUAGGAUUGAGUAUACACUAUGCCAUCUGCUGCCUCCCAGUGAACUAGAGUAAUGUUUUCUACAAAUGACCAUGUUCUCUUUUGGGGCUUUUUACUGAACUUUGUAAAUGGCUUCAGGGGUCAACUUACAAUGCAUUCCUCUUAAUUGUGUAACUCAGAGGCUCUAUUGCUCUCCAUUUUUAGCUCAUAAGCCAAGUUUUCUAUAGGUUAGGCUUAAAGAAUUGGAUAGAUUUCAUGCCCUUCCAGGGCUGAAACUCUAGCUUUAAGUUGAAAAACUUUUAGAAGUGAGUAACCUCAAUACUAAAAAUAGCCUCAAAGUAGGGGAGUGGGAUAUAGAGCUUAUUAUGGUAAAGUUAGGGUUAGCCCUUUAGGCUUUGGAACCAGCCAUUAAAAGUUCAAGGGCCCAAAAAGGUAUGGCAUUAAGGGUAAGUGAAAGAGGAAGAAACAGGAGAGAAGUUUCUGGACAAUGCUAAGGUCUUUAUCUUAAAUAUACUUAAUGAAGUUUCAGUACCACCAAAAUUUUCUCUUAUCAGGCCCUGUGGGUAGUAUCUGGCCCUACUAAUCUUCAGGGUAACUUUUCAGCUGAUCCUUCAAUACUUCCUACAGUAGUGGGAAUUUAAAAAAACAAAACAAAACCUGGCCCCGUUUCCCCAAAUCAUUUAGUACCUGCAUCAUCCUUAUGUCAUGGGACUAAACAGGGAAUGACAUUUUUACAGCUAUCAAGUCACAUGAUGUGACUGUUAGUAAUUUUUAUUUUUCACUUAGUUUACUGAAGCCCUGGCAAAUGUCAAGGCUAAUAAAAAACUGUUCCCUAGGGGGAAUACUGGAAAUAUCUAAGUAGGAAGGAGGCAAAGUCCAAGGAAGUGUAAAUAGGGCAAUAGAAGGAGGAAAAGAGAACUAAGUGGUGGACAUUUUCUUGGGUUCAAUCAGCCCUUAGGCUGUUAGACAAGACAGAUUUCUAAGAAAGAACCUCAUCUCACACAUAUUUACUUUUACUUAUUUUCAUUGUUUUAUUUUAUAUAUAUGUAUAUUUAUUAGAGCAUAUGACAGUUCAGUACUUUUCAUUAAAAGGGUCGACUGCCUUUCUGUCCUUAGCUGGUUUUGUCUUUUCCUUUUCUCUCCAUUCUCUCCCUUCCUCCUCUCCCCCAACCCUCUUAGCAAAGACUGAAAUUCUCAUUUUGGAUUUCUGCUUCUAUUGAGGAAGUCACUUAACUUCUCUAUGUUAUUAUCUACUGUGAAUAUGAUAUUAUUUUGUACCUUAUGAUCCAUGAAUUUGUAAGACUUUGGUAUGAUGUGGUUCGAAAUGGAAUUGGAAAGGUGAGCUGCCAUUUUGUAUCAUAAGGAGUAUAGCACUUUAACCAGAGAGAAACUGGAUUUCUUAUCUUUGAAAUACCUUGAACUGUUUAUUACUCAGAAUGACUUAGUAAUCCCACAUGCUUCAUUUUGUCAUGCUAAAGGUGAAAUGUUCAGCUUUCCAUCAGAAGACAAAAACAGGGUGAUUUUCCCCUUCCUUGGUGAGAGUAAAAAAAUGCCUUACCUUGUUUAGAGGCAAAUUCCUAUUUUUGAAUAUUCAUGCCUCGCUUUUUUUUCCAUUAAAGUUAUGCAUCAAUCACUUGCUUGGCAGGUGAAUCUUGGUCUCUGCUUGUGAGUGAGAGCACUUUCCAGACUGAAGGUGACUAAUGGAGAGAGAAUGUCUGUGCUUAAUGUACCCCAGAUGCUUGGCUGUAGAUUGCAAAGCUAAAGAAAUGUAUAGUGAACCUAUACCUUAUACAAUCAGAGCUGGGAGACUGAAUGAUAACUUUGGUGAGAGAAAUUAUUAAAAUUGUUUUAAAAUAGAUUUUUGGAGAUAAAUGUCCAAUUUACUAGGAAGAGGUUUAUAAACUGGUAAAGAAUUAAGAUAUGAUGAGUGAAGCAAUAUUUAAAUGUUAAACCAGGGUUACAGUCUAACCUUUCAUGAGGUUACAAACAGCUUUUCCCAAUGACUUUUACUAUGAUAGUUUAUUUUUUUCAUGAAAAAAAAAGGAAAAUGUAGAGUUUAUGAACAGAUUUCUGGUAUUUGUAAGGUAUUUUGGAAGGUAUUAGAGAGACAUGUGGGCUAGUGCAAGUAAAUGGUUGGGAACUAGUGUAACUUGCCCACUAUCAAAAUUUGAUCAGCAUUUACUUUAUUUUACGUCUGUGUCUGCUCACUCCUCCCUUCCCACCCACCCCUUCAUUUCUCCUCCAUUAGUAAUAAAGAGAUCAGCUAUAAUCUUUUUUUUAAAGCCUUUCCACUAUGUUUAAAGAUGACAUCACCCAAGUGGAUUUUUUCCCCUUAUUCUUCCCAUUAUGAGAGAGCCUGAGGAUGAUGCAAAACAAUCAAGCCCAUCUUAAAAACCUCCUAAAAAAUUCAGAGUUCAGAGGCUUAGUGCAAGUCUGUGGCUUUCAUCUACAUCUGGGUUUGGCUCGCUAGGCUCUUGAAGAAAUUUCAUUGCAGCAUUGUUCUUAUUGGUUUAUAUUUUAAAAGGAGCUCCUGUAUCUUGCCUUGAUGAAGGAGAAAAGAAAUCUUUUGAUUUUAUCAAUUCCUAGUUAAAAGUUAGAAUGUGGUGGGGUUCACUCAGAGAUUGUAUAGAAGAUACAUUUUAGAAUGCACUUUGAUAGGGAGACAAUUAGCUUCUGGUCUUGCUCUGCUCGAGACAUUCCUCAUUUUGAGAUGCUAUUCAAUGCAACUGAAACGAAGGAGAGGUGAGGAACAACACCAGAGGAAGGUGUGUCUGAAAAUGAGGCUGGCACCAUUUGGGGCUUGCUAGACUGAGGCAGCUGAAGAUAAGAUGGGAAAAAUAAUAGAAACAUUCCCUAUACAUUUAAUUUUAUGGAGCUGCAUAAUGGUGAACCAAGUUCUAACUGAGGUUUAGGGCUUAUUUUAGAUACAUGGAUUCUUACAUUUUACCACGGAUGAAUUUUAUCUUCAAAUGUUACUUUUUGUUCAACUUUGUAUAUUCGUGUGAAAUUAAAUAUCAUGCAGUCAAUGUUUUACCCUUGUUUGCUAUUAUGUAACCAAGGUGUUCAUAGGCACCAUUCUAAAUAAUUUGCCCUUGUAAAUGAUGUGGGUCAGGGAAAAAUAGGUAUAUUUUUUUCUUGCUCAAUUUACGUCAGUAAAUUGUUUUCCAGUGUUAUAUUAAUUUAUUUCUGCCUCCUGUUUCUGCAUAACUGAAGUAUUUGCUGUAUCCAUGUAGUUUCCAUUUGUGUUGCUAAUACCUAUAGUUUUAAUUUGAAAUAAUCUGUACUUUUAUUUUUUAAAAUGUAACCAACCCAAGCACUUUAAGCAAUAAUUUCAAUCGUGUGAAAAUUCAAUCAGUUUAACCCCUUGCCUCUAAAAUGGAGUUCGCAAAAAAUAAUAAUAAUAAUAAAUAAAUAAAUAAAUAAAUGGAAAUUCUCUCUGUA
Messenger RNA from Phascolarctos cinereus (koala), 5291 nucleotides. RefSeq names its product ubiquitin specific peptidase 46 (gene USP46). Gene Ontology annotation, biological process: protein deubiquitination. NCBI's taxonomy places the organism in Eukaryota, Metazoa, Chordata, Mammalia, Diprotodontia, Phascolarctidae. The record is from RefSeq and is a predicted model, not a curated record. Gene Ontology annotation, cellular component: cytosol; nucleus. Gene Ontology annotation, molecular function: cysteine-type deubiquitinase activity.